AUUAGCAAAAAUGGUGAUGAUUACAUGCUCCUUCAUGUUGAAGGGACCAGGGUUCAAUCUGAAUCGCCACCCCAGAAGACUGUACUCCGUUUCGGGCAGAGUCCUCGCCAUGAACUUGCCAAUGGGUAAAACGGCGAUUUGCAUUAGGAUUGCAGAGAUGGUGAGGGGCUGAGUACGGUAGGUGAAGAAAGUGUUGAGGAAGAUUAAGAUGGUGCAAGAGGUCAGACCCAGAAACCAUGCUCGGAAAGUCAUGACGGGUAGGGACGGGUCGUCGGUUUCCGGCACCACUAACUUCACCUCCUCCACCGGACACCAGCCUUCAUCCCCAUUCGGCUUCUCCACGUCUGUUUGGUUCCUAGUAAUAGCGGCCAUUGACGCAAGAAAAGACAAGGAAAACUGAAGUCAAGUGAGCUUUUAGCACUCUCUGUAUGAAGCAGGCGGCUUUAUAAGGGGGAGGAAGAGAAAGGAUGCGUAAGGACGACAAUGCCCCUUGGUUCGAUGCUGACUUAUCUUUGGAUUGGUUUAAACCGGUCUGCGGUUUGAUUUUCGGCCUUCUGACUGCUGACUGUUGACUGCUGAGUGCUGACUGCUAUUGACCUCAUCAUGAAUUUUUUGUGACGAUAAUACCCUUUUUGGGAAAAACCAAAUUAAAAAUAAUUUAUUAAC
Molecule: messenger RNA, 666 nt
Organism: Rubroshorea leprosula
Lineage: Eukaryota; Viridiplantae; Streptophyta; Magnoliopsida; Malvales; Dipterocarpaceae
Source: the annotation of a GenBank genome assembly